Molecule: messenger RNA, 1462 nt
Organism: Megachile rotundata (alfalfa leafcutting bee)
Lineage: Eukaryota; Metazoa; Arthropoda; Insecta; Hymenoptera; Megachilidae
Product: homeobox protein Nkx-2.4
Biological process (GO): cell differentiation; regulation of transcription by RNA polymerase II
Cellular component (GO): nucleus
Molecular function (GO): RNA polymerase II cis-regulatory region sequence-specific DNA binding; DNA-binding transcription factor activity, RNA polymerase II-specific
Source: RefSeq, a predicted model, not a curated record
UCGUCGAGAUGAGCGGUGGCAGCAGCGGUAACAGCGCCGGCAACCAGGGUAACGGCAAUGCCACCAGCUACCACCAGCACCAGCAGCAACAACAACAGCAACAACAACAGCAACAGCAGCAGCAGCAACAGCAACAACAAACGCAGCUGGAGCAGGCUAGCUUGCUGACGGAUCUGAACGGUAUUGACCUGGCUAUGAGCCUAUCGCCCAAACAGCAUUCGUCCCACGUUCAAGCCGCUGGUGGCGCUCAUACAACUCCGUUCAGCGUCACAGAUAUCCUGUCCCCCAUCGAUAACGAGUCGUUCAGGAAGCUGGAGCAGGUGAUCGGCGUCGGCGUGGUCACGCAUUCUCAGGUCUCUCCUUACGGUAACGCGUGUGGCGCCCGCGUCGGUGGCAAUACCGGUAGCUCGAGCGCGAGUAGCGGCAGUCCACCGCUUCACGGAGGUUCGACGCCCGGUGGCGGUACUCCUGGACCGGUUUCCGGUCCGAACGACGCCACCGGAGGAGGCAGCAGCGCUGCCGGUGCCGGGGCAGGCAUGACUGCCAUGGGUAAUCCUUACGCUACUAUGCAACUCACCUCGCAAUAUCAAUAUUGCGCGGCUGAGUUGUCCUAUCAUCACGCGGGUCCAGGGGUCGCAGGAGGUGCCACCGCCACCGACCCCAUGAGGUCCCAUCAUCCUUGGUACGCCCCGGCUCCACCGGCUACCAACGACCCGCGUUUUGCCAUUUCGCGGCUGAUGGGCGCCGCGGCGGCAGGUGCCGGGACCAACAUAGCCGGCUGCUCCGUGGGCCAGUCAAUGGGCGACGUGACGAAGUCGUCGGGCAUGGGAAUGGGCGUCGGCGUCGGUGUCGGUAUGGGCGUCGGCGGGAUGCAAUUCCCCCACCUUCCACAGAGACGAAAGCGUCGCGUUCUGUUCACCCAGCAGCAGGUUCACGAGCUCGAGAGGCGGUUCAAGCAGCAGAAAUACCUGAGCGCGCCCGAACGGGAACACCUAGCCGGCCUAAUUAACCUUACGCCCACUCAGGUGAAGAUAUGGUUUCAAAACCAUCGAUACAAGUGCAAGAGGCAAGCGAAGGAGAAAGCGAUGGCCGAACAAAACGCACAAAAUCAGAGUGCCAGCUCGCCGCGACGGGUGGCGGUGCCGGUGCUGGUGAAGGACGGCAAGCCUUGCGGAAGCGGUGGCGGAAACGAAGGCAGCCGUGGUGGACCAAGCGCAGCGUUGGCCAGUCCAGCUCCUCACAUGACAGCGGCGUCGAGUCCUCACGGAUCUCACCACGCCGCCUCCUCCGUGUCCCAUCACUCGGUGGUUGGCGUGAGCCACGUAAUGACGUCCAGCCAAAGUCUUCAGCACUGCUCGUACUCGAGGACCGGGGCUCAGCAGAGCAUGCAGCAACAACAGCAACCGCAAUGCGGCGCGUACCUGCCGUUCCAAGGUCGGGCUUGGUAGUACAUGCCAUCCGC